Ixodes scapularis (black-legged tick) is the source of this 288-nucleotide messenger RNA. RefSeq lists its product as uncharacterized. The record is from RefSeq and is a predicted model, not a curated record. Bases 1 to 288 code for a protein of 95 amino acids. The transcript is spliced from 3 exons. NCBI's taxonomy places the organism in Eukaryota, Metazoa, Arthropoda, Arachnida, Ixodida, Ixodidae. Gene Ontology annotation, molecular function: serine-type endopeptidase inhibitor activity.
AUGAAGGCAACCUUUGCAGCCGUUUGCUUCCUAGCUACAGUGGUGUGCACUAUUGCGCAGCUGCCUGAGCAUAUCUGCAGAUCAGCACAUGGUGUGUCAAUUUGCGCCCCUGAUACCCCGUUAAAAUCGUUAUUCUACUUUGACGACAACACCAACCAAUGCGAGGAAUACUAUGGAUGUGGAAAGGGCUUCACAGACUUUUUGACCUUGAAGUCCUGUAAAAAUGCCUGCCCUUACGGUAAAAACAAGCCAAAGUCACCGAAGAACUCAAAGUCUAUUGGACAAUGA